This is a messenger RNA of Terrapene triunguis (Three-toed box turtle), 2297 nucleotides long. Its product is annotated as glycosaminoglycan xylosylkinase. The coding region runs from base 250 to 1479 and encodes 409 amino acids. NCBI's taxonomy places the organism in Eukaryota, Metazoa, Chordata, Testudines, Emydidae. Gene Ontology annotation, biological process: protein phosphorylation. The transcript has 8 exons. The record is from RefSeq and is a predicted model, not a curated record. Gene Ontology annotation, cellular component: Golgi apparatus. Gene Ontology annotation, molecular function: phosphotransferase activity, alcohol group as acceptor.
CCUAUUGGUUGCGGCGCCGGGCGCCACCAUGUUGGAGGGCUCGCGGGGCUGUUGGCAUUGGCAGCGCCGGCCGGGGAUGGCGCGCGGGCGCCGGCCGGGGGGUACCGGAAGAUACUUCAGUGAUGAUAGACCCACAAGAGUGAAAAUUAUGAAUGAAAAGCAUUAACAUCCCCCUCCUGACCCUGAUCUCUAAUAGACUUCCUGUAGCCCUUGGAAGAGAGGGUCAGGAGAGAAGGGUUGAAGGUCACCAUGAAGCUAAAGCAGCGAGUGGUACUGCUGGCCAUCCUCCUUGUCAUCUUCAUUUUCACAAAAGUUUUCCUCAUUGACAACUUGGACACUUCAGCUGCCAACCGGGAGGACCAGCGGGCCUUUCACCGCGUGAUGGCAAGCUUGCGUGUGGAGCUAGACCCCCGACUUGAUCAUACACUGCAGUCCCCCUGGGAGAUUGCCGCCCAGUGGGUGGUACCACGGGAAGUGUAUCCCGAGGAGACGCCGGAGCUAGGGGCUGUUAUGCAUGCCAUGGCUACCAAGAAAAUUAUAAAAGCUGAUGUGGGCUACAAAGGGACCCAGCUGAAAGCUUUGCUGAUACUUGAAGGGGGACAGAAAGUGGUCUUCAAACCUAAGAGAUAUGCCAGAGACUACGUAGUAGAAGGAGAGCCAUAUGCUGGAUAUGACAGACACAAUGCGGAGGUGGCAGCCUUUCACUUGGACAGAAUUCUGGGUUUCCGGCGAGCUCCACUGGUGAUUGGCAGGUUUGUGAAUCUGCGUACAGAGAUCAAACCCGUUGCAACAGAGCAGCUGCUGAGUACAUUCCUGAUGCUGGGUAAUAGUACCUGUUUCUAUGGGAAGUGCUACUAUUGUCGAGAAACAGAACCAGCUUGUGCUGAUGGAGAUACCAUGGAGGGGUCAGUCACGCUAUGGCUGCCUGAUGUCUGGCCUCUUCAGAAGCACCGGCAUCCUUGGGGAAGGACUUACCGUGAAGGCAAAUUGGCCAGGUGGGAGUAUGACGAGAGCUACUGCGAUGCUGUGAAGAAGACCUCACCUUAUGACUCAGGCCCCCGCCUCCUUGAUAUCAUUGACACCGCCGUCUUUGAUUAUUUGAUUGGGAAUGCUGACCGACAUCAUUAUGAAAGCUUCCAGGACGAUGAAGGAGCCAGUAUGCUCAUCCUCCUGGACAAUGCCAAAAGUUUUGGAAACCCCUCCCUGGAUGAGAGAAGCAUCCUAGCUCCUCUUUAUCAGUGCUGCAUCAUCCGGGUUUCCACCUGGAACAGACUGAACUACCUGAAGAAUGGAGUGCUGAAGUCUGCCUUAAAGACUGCCAUGUCUCAUGACCCCAUCUCACCAGUGCUCUCCGACCCUCACUUGGAUGCCAUGGACCAGCGGCUCCUGAGCAUCCUGGCUACAGUGAAACAGUGCACAGACCAGUUUGGUCCAGACAUUGUGCUGGUGGAAGACAGGAUGACACUCUCCCAUUUGUAACUUUCAUGGAAAACAGAUGGAAACUCCUUUUUUUAAAAACAAAUGAUAGAAAAACAGCACAAUUGGUUCUGAAUGGCUAUGCCCAGGAUGGACUGGAAAUGAAUGGAAAAGCUCCUGAGCCAGGGAAAAAAGUGGUGGUGGUCUUUAUCUUUGGCUGACAGUAGCUAGAGAAGGUGGAGAGUUUGGGAGCCCGUGGACAGUCCUGUAGCCACAGUGGCAGCUUCGCCGUCGUGGUGUGUCCAUUGUUGGCAGUGGACGUUGCACUGGGAAAACACAACUGCUGGUGUUAAUGAAAAAGAGAGUGGAAUUCAAACAGUAAUACGUGGGCUGGUUCUAGAGGGGACAGUGGAGAUGGAACACUACGGUCCCCUCCCCAUUCUCUUUCCACAGCCACCCACUCUUAAUAUGCUCUUAUGAGGUUUUAGUCCAAUUCAGGGUUGUAUAUAAUCAGCUGUGAGCUGGUUAGGCAUUUUACUGCCUCUUUAAAAAAAGAGGAAGUGGUAAAUAAAUAAAUAAAUAGUGCCCCUUAGUGCCCCCUACUGGGGUAGAAUGUUCUUGCAAACACCAAUAGGGGUGGGAGAUGGUGUGUCUGCUGCUCAGCUAUCUUCUCGUUAAUAAGAUGCUGGAAAGUGGGAUCUGCUUCAGUGAUCAAAUGUGAUGAUGCUUCAAUGUUAAGUGCUAGUGAAAAUCCAUCCAUGCAAUUGGAAGGUGAGGAGAUGGCAAGCUUUUUUUUACAUCAGUAAGAUCCAUCCAAUGGCUGAUGAUUAAUAUCUGUUCCCCAAGAAAUUACUACAUGGACCAGCACUACUUUAUGUACA